Messenger RNA from Hemibagrus wyckioides, 1464 nucleotides. It is a transcript of the gene pak1ip1, whose product is annotated as PAK1 interacting protein 1. Lineage: Eukaryota; Metazoa; Chordata; Actinopteri; Siluriformes; Bagridae. The coding region runs from base 23 to 1222 and encodes 399 amino acids. The record is from RefSeq and is a predicted model, not a curated record. The transcript has 11 exons. Gene Ontology annotation, molecular function: protein binding.
GCACCGUGACUUUUAAUUUGACAUGAACCGGAAAUACACUCAACACCCCUUCUGGACCCAACACUACGCACAUGACUGUAAUGAGGAGAACACUGCUGAAAUGGGAGAUCAUGUGGAAGUGAUUGUUGGAAGUUAUGAGCAGAUAGUGUUUGGGUACCGAGUGUGUCCUGCAGAAGGAGGAGGAGGAGAAGAAGAAGAGAAGGAAUGGAGAUUAGAGCCGGUUUUCACGCACCACGCUCACACGGCGUGUCUCUCCGCGGUGGCGGCCAACCAGCAGUUCGUCGCUACGGGAAGCAAAGACGAAACCGUCCAGCUCUACGACAUGAAGACGAGAACGGAGCAUGGGGCGCUAUUACACCAUGACGGUACUAUCUCGUGCCUGGAGUUCGGUUCUACUUCUCACUUACUGAGCGGUGGGGAAGACGGUCUGCUGUGUGUGUGGAGCACAAAGACAUGGGAAUGUCUGAAAUCCAUUAAAGCUCACAUGGGUCAUGUGACUUCUCUCUCAAUGCAUCCGUCUGGAAAACUUGCGCUGUCUGUUGGGACGGACAAGAAGCUCAGAUUUCUGACUUUUUCUAGAACGUGGAAUCUUAUCGAGGGAAGGCCAGCUUUUACCAAGAACAUUAAACAAAAUGCACAGAUCGUGCAGUGGUCACCAGCAGGAGAUAAGUAUGUCGUUGUCGUAAACGAUAAACUAGAUGUCUACGACCUGGAGUCUGCCAGCAUCAUCGGCACCUUUGCCUACAGGAAGAGGAUUUCAUCUGUCAGAUUUCUGAAGAACACGCUGCUGGCUGUGGCAGGAGAUGAUGAACAUGUACAGGUGUAUGAUCUCACCUCUGAAAAGUGCAUCUGCGAGUUCAAAGCCCAUGAAAACAGAGUAAAAGCUCUGGACAGCUUUGAGAUGAACGACUUGUGUGUGUUGGUCACUGCAUCUAACGAUGGAUUCAUCAAGCUGUGGGACUUCAGUACAGAGAGGCAGGAAUCAGUGCGUCUGCUAGGACAGGUGAACACCACCGCCCGGCUCACCUGUCUGUCCGUGUGGAGAAGCAGCACAAAGGAAGAAAAGUCGGACACGCAGCCCGCAACGUCUCGAUCUGAUAAGGAAGCUCUGCUGCCACCCAAAAACAAGAGGGUGAGGAUCAGCAAGGAGGAGGUGGUCGUGGAAGAAGACGCUUCGUCGAAAAAACAAGGCAAAAAGAAGAAGAAGCAGAAAGUGCAAUGAGAAAUGUUGUUUCGCGUGAACGCAGAAGGACUCUUCAUGGUGUUAUGUCUUCAAUUUCCUCCUUCAGUAUGGUGUUGCUAAUGAGGGAAGCUUUGUAGAAUUUCAAAAAGUGUUAAGUUUGGGGUGUUUUUUCAGGAUUCGUCCUGGAAAAAAAAAAAAAAUCUUUUAUCUCAGUGUAGACUUUGCCUCAAGUGUGUCUUUAAAACGAAUCAGCUACAUAACAUAAAAUACAGAAUUUAUAA